CCCUUUAGUUACGUAAAUGGUACCUAGGUGUCAAUGUGGGCACCCCUCGAUGGACACCCUGAUCUGCCUUGAUGGCCAACAAAGUAGACAGUACGUGGUCAGAGGGAGCUUCCUAAAAUGGUUAUUGUGAUCAUCUAUUGAGAGCUAUAUUAUAUAUCUUGUAUACCUGACUGUUCGUUGGACUCAAUUCAUCUAAUCAUCCUUGUUAUUAUUCUCCAUUCCCGUUCACGAUGACGAUUAUGGCUACCAAAUUCACCCCGGAGGUGCUCCUCUCCGCGCCACGCCGCAGUGCAGCCUUACCCAAUUCCACCGGUACCCUUGCUUUAUUCACCGUAUCACAAUACUCUUUCGAGUCACACUCUAGGAACUAUGCUAUUAAGGUCUUGGAUAUCAAGACUCAGCAAUCAACCCCGUUGUUCGAUGAUUCGGCUUAUUCCGAGCCCACCUGGAUUUCAGAAAAUGAGUUUCUGGUGUUGAAGGGUGGUGAAUCUACUACAACUCUGCUGAUAGCUGAUGCAACCAAGCCUCGUUCGGAUCCGUAUGAGAUAACUACCGUCAACACCUCAGUAUCCAAUGUCAAAGCCAAAGACAUUGGUAACGGUACCAUAGCCUUCGCCUUUACGGCCCCCACUACAUCUUCCGGAGAGCUGUUAGAUCAGACAGAUGAGACCAAGCCUCAAUCCUCUGCCAAGGUCUACACCAAACUAUUUGUGCGCCACUGGGAUUCGUAUGUAUCCAAGAACAAGCAAGGCCUCUUCUACGGCGCACUGAAGAAGGAGGGUGGGUCGUUCAAGCUGCAAGGCCAGGGUCUAGUGAAUGCACUAGCAGGCACGAAGUUGGAGUGUCCGGUGCCACCUUUCGGAGACGCGAACGACUAUGAUAUCGGAAAAGAAGGGAUAGUCUUCGUGUCGAAGGACCCAGAGCUAAACCCUGCUCUGUGGACUAAGACAGACCUAUACUAUGUACCUCUGAAGACCUUUACGGAAGCUAAAGCGCCGUUCCCGCAGAUCGUCAAGACGGGUGAGCUACAGGGCUACGCCGGUGUCCCCGUAUUCUCGCACGACGGAACUAAAGUGGUGUUCAAGCGCAUGCGACACAAACAGUACGAAUCGGACAAGUGGCGACUUCUGUUAAUUCCCGACAUCAAGGACCUAAGCAACGUGCAGGAAUUCUACAAGACGGACGAUGGUGAGGGUGGCUGGGACUUACGGCCUGAGGGCAUCGUGUGGAGUAACGACGACUCUGAAUUGUACGUUACAGCCGAGAAGAAUGGUCGACAGAUCCUAUUCAAGCUCCCCUCAAGUCCCUUGAAGGCCACGGAGCUACCACAACCGUUGACGACAGAUGGCACGGUGGGCGACUUCCACACCCUAUCCAAAGACGACGACCGUCUCUUCCUCACAUCUACUUCCCUUAUAGAUAACUCCUCGUACUCGAUACUCAACCCCCGCUCGAAGGAACGAGGUCUCAUAUCCUCUAGCUCUAAGGAGGGCAAGUCGUUCGGCCUGAGUAGCCGCCAGGUAGACGAGUUCUGGUACAAGGGAGCAGGCGACUAUCAAGUCCACGCCUUGGUGAUGAAGCCAUCCAACUUCGACCCUAAUAAGAAGUACCCCUUGGCAUUCCUAAUCCACGGCGGACCGCAGGGAGCUUGGGGACAGAGCUGGAGCACGAGAUGGAAUCCGGCCGUGUUUGCUGAACAGGGCUACGUUGCUGUGAUGCCAAACCCGACUGGAAGCACUGGAUACGGACAGGCUUUUACUGAUGGGAUUGCUAAUGAAUGGGGUGGACGCCCUUAUAACGACUUGGUGAACGCCUUCGAGUACAUCGAAGACAAUAUCCCCUACAUCGACACGACCAACGCUGUGGCUCUUGGUGCCUCGUAUGGUGGCUAUAUGAUCAACUGGGUCCAAGGCCACCCCCUCGGCCGGAAAUUCAAGGCCCUCGUCUGCCACGACGGCAUCUUCAGCACCAUGAGCAACUGGUCGACCGAGGAGCUCUUCUUCCCCGUCCACGAGAUGGGCGGUACCCUGUGGGAGAACCACGAGGGGUACGCGCGCUGGGACCCCGCUGCUUCCGUCGGCGAGUGGGCCACGCCUCAGCUCAUUAUACACAGCGAGCUCGAUUACCGCUUACCUAUUUCAGAAGGAUUGGCUGCGUUCAACGCACUUCAAACACGCGGUGUUCCGAGCCGGUUCCUGAUGUUCCCCGACGAAAACCACUGGGUGUUGAAGCCUGAGAAUUCCCUGGUCUGGCAUAAAGAGGUAUUAGGUUGGAUCAACAAGUAUACCGGCCUAGAUACCACGGGACUAUCGAACGAUACGGAGAACCUCGGGUUGAAAUGAACGGCAUAUAUUCGGAGUUUGAUGAAAUUAAGAAC
This is a messenger RNA of Annulohypoxylon maeteangense, 2377 nucleotides long. RefSeq names its product dipeptidyl peptidase. The record is from RefSeq and is a predicted model, not a curated record. The transcript is spliced from 7 exons. Gene Ontology annotation, biological process: proteolysis. Lineage: Eukaryota; Fungi; Ascomycota; Sordariomycetes; Xylariales; Hypoxylaceae. Bases 231 to 2342 code for a protein of 703 amino acids. Gene Ontology annotation, molecular function: serine-type endopeptidase activity.